Drosophila eugracilis is the source of this 2117-nucleotide messenger RNA. RefSeq names its product lachesin (gene DIP-zeta). Bases 486 to 2078 code for a protein of 530 amino acids. Lineage: Eukaryota; Metazoa; Arthropoda; Insecta; Diptera; Drosophilidae. The record is from RefSeq and is a predicted model, not a curated record. The transcript has 10 exons. Gene Ontology annotation, cellular component: neuron projection.
GAAGCGGACGCGUUUUAUUACCAGUAACUCUGAAAACGUGAGUGAAUGAUCCCUCGGCUAAAGGGAAAGUCGUACUGAAGUGUCAUGUGAUCGAUGAAAUAAUGAGCAAGCAACUGACUUUAUGUGAUCGUGUUUUUUGAUUUUGCUGUGGUGAAAGAUGGCACAAACUGCGCGGUUGUCUUUCUUGUAAAAUUGUAAUUGUAUUUACAUAUUAACAAAAUGCCUAAGGAGAAUAAUCCGACAAAAAAGAACUAAAAUUUGGUAAUUGCCACGAGCCAAAAACUGCGAAAACAAAACCGUGUGAAAAACUGAGAACAAAAGCAAAAACACAAACAAGCCCCGUGGCGUUCAAAAAACAAAAUCGAGAGCAUCAGCGAGGUGGUAAAAAACUGAGCCAGUAGAUCCGAGAGGAUGCACUUUGGCCAGGAGACGAGGCCAUCAUUGGGGCUCCUGGCUGUGGCUGAGUCGACCGCAACGGCAAGUUGAUGUUGCCCCCGUCCUGGCAUCUAAUUGGGGCCCUCCUAGUGCUCGCGGCAACAGCGGGGGACUCCACCAACAAGAUCAUCUUGCCGCAGAUUCUAAACGGUGGCGUCGGGGGGAGCGUCGGUAUUGCCCAGGGCAAACAUCCGUCCGGCACCAAGACAGUGACGGUUGGAGUGGUUCCAAACUUUGGUGGACCAGGAACAGGAGGAGCGGGAGUAGGAGGAGGACCCGUGGCUGGCAGCGGAACCGGAAGCACGGUGGUCGGGAGCAAUGGCGUGAUUGUGGCCGGAGGUGGGGCCAAUGUGCCGACCUCGAAUUUAAACAUUGUCGUCGAAGAACCCGAAUUUACUGAAUACAUCGAAAAUGUAACUGUACCUGCUGGACGUAAUGUUAAACUCGGCUGCUCUGUUAAGAAUCUGGGAUCAUAUAAGGUCGCCUGGAUGCACUUCGAGCAGUCGGCCAUCCUGACCGUUCACAAUCACGUGAUCACGCGAAAUCCGCGCAUUAGUGUCACGCACGACAAGCACGACCGGCACCGCACGUGGUAUUUGCAUAUAAACAACGUGCACGAGGAGGACCGGGGUCGAUAUAUGUGCCAGAUCAAUACGGUGACGGCCAAAACGCAGUUUGGCUACCUGAACGUUGUGGUUCCCCCCAACAUCGAUGACUCGCUGAGCUCCAGCGAUGUAAUUGUCCGAGAGGGUGCCAACAUUUCGCUGAGGUGUCGGGCCAGCGGCAGUCCCAGACCCAUUAUCAAAUGGAAACGGGACGAUAACUCCCGCAUAGCCAUCAAUAAGAAUCACAUAGUGAAUGAGUGGGAGGGCGACACCCUGGAAAUAACUCGCAUUUCCCGCCUGGACAUGGGCGCCUAUCUGUGCAUCGCCUCCAAUGGGGUUCCUCCCACGGUUUCCAAGCGCAUCAAAGUCAGCGUGGACUUUCCCCCAAUGCUGCUUAUACCCCAUCAAUUGGUUGGUGCUCCAGAAGGUUUCAACGUCACCAUCGAAUGCUUCACCGAGGCACAUCCCACAUCUCUGAACUAUUGGACACGUGGCGAGGGACCAAUCAUCCACGAUUCGCACAAGUACAAAGUUGAAGCCACAAUCGGAGUGCCAGCUUAUAAGACCCACAUGAAGUUGACCAUCAUCAAUGUGAGCAGCGGCGAUGAUGGCAUCUACAAGUGUGUGGCCAAAAAUCCCCGAGGUGAAACGGAUGGCAUUAUACGAUUGUACGUAUCCUAUCCUCCGACUACUGCCUCGUCGGGCAUAUACUCCACCGAUUCGCAUUGGGGAGAGAAUGGGAUCAACAACAACUAUGCCUACGGUGGCUCUGACUCAACGCGUUCUAUAUAUGCACAGGAUAAAAAUACGCGAUAUCAAUCGAAUUUGAAUGAAAUCGGUUUAUCUGAACAAAAAUCCUUCCUAGAUAAGACCCAGAAUCCCCUCGUGGCCAAUGGCAAUGCCAACGAGGCCGAUGCGGAAACCAAUGGAGGCCACAAUCCUUCAAUGGCCAUUGCGUGGCUGUUGGUCCUCAGCUCGACAUUAUUGUUAACAAUCCGAUCUGCGGUUGGUUCUAGCCCUAGCCUAAGUCUAUGUUAGUUAAUGCAAAUCAAGCUUAGAGUUAGCUGUUUCAACUAU